UCAGGAUUCCAAGUAGUGCUUUCCCAUAGACACACGUACUCAAAUCGUGUGCAAGUAGACGGAUAAGUACCAAAAUGCAAGCUUCUGCAAUCUGAGCACAAUGAUCGUGUUGGUUGACCUCCUGGUGAUGCUGCUGGAUGUGACGUACCACAUCCUGCGCUCCACGCUGCACGCCGUGAUGCCCCCCCGGCUCAAGUACAUCGAGGGGGAGCUGGUGCUCAUCACCGGCUCCGGUGGGGUAUUGGGGCGCCUCUUUGCCCUGGAGUUCGCUAAGUGCGGCGCAGAGCUGGUGCUGUGGGACUGCAAUUCGGCCACCAACGAGCAGACAGCCAAGCUGGUGAGGGAGAUGGGGGUCAAGGCCCACGCGUACACCGUCGACCUAACCAACCGCGACGCCAUCUACCAGACGGCCGACCGCGUGCGGAGCGAGGUGGGCCGCGACGUCACCGUGCUGGUCAACAACGCCGGCGUGGUGGCGGGGCGCCGGCUGCUGGAGUGCCCCGACACCCUGCUGGAGAGGACCCUGCUCAUCAACUGCCACGCCCUUUUCUGGAUGACGAAGGCCUUCCUGCCCCAGAUGAAGGCUAAGAAUCACGGACACUUUGUGACCGUUGCCAGCACCCUGGGCCUCUUCAGUACUGCCUGUGUGGAGGACUACUGUGCCAGCAAGUUCGCAGCAGUGGGUUUCCAUGAGUCGCUGAGUCACGAGUUGCGGACAGAAGAUGAGCUUGAAGGAGUGAAGACAACGCUGGUCUGCCCUUACCUGGUGGACACUGGCAUGUUUGCCGGGUGUAAGAUUCGGAACGAGUUGGAGAACUUCCUCCCAGCUCUAGAGCCCAAUUACUGUAUCCAGCAGGCCAUGAACGCCAUCUUGACAGACCAGCCCCUGGUGUGCAUUCCACGCAUGAUGUACCUGCCCUUCUUGUCACGAGCGCUGUUGCCAUGGGAUGCCAACGUGGCGGCCUACCGUUUCAUGGGAGCUGAUAGGUGCAUGUAUUCCUUCAUCAAAACCAUGGAAAAGCGUGUGGCCAUUGGCCAAGCUAAUGCAGCCUAAAUCGCUGUGCCAGCCUGCUUCGAUUUAAAAUAUAACUUAAGAAACUUGAAAAUCUUGCCAAAUGGGCCUUUCUGACAUGAUCAAGGAUUUGUACAGGGAGACCGUGAUUGGAGCACCAUUUGGUCAUGCUGGCUAAUUGGCCCUCAUGCCAGCAGACUAUGAUGUACAACUGAAAUAUGUGUCUAGUUAAUGAAAAUAACAGUGAACAGAUCACAAGAUUUCAUCAUUCUUGAUGUACUCUAAACCAAACAAAUAAAUGUAAUUGAAAAUGA
Messenger RNA from Anguilla anguilla (European eel), 1326 nucleotides. RefSeq names its product retinol dehydrogenase 10-A. The transcript has 5 exons. Gene Ontology annotation, molecular function: oxidoreductase activity, acting on the CH-OH group of donors, NAD or NADP as acceptor. The record is from RefSeq and is a predicted model, not a curated record. NCBI's taxonomy places the organism in Eukaryota, Metazoa, Chordata, Actinopteri, Anguilliformes, Anguillidae. Gene Ontology annotation, cellular component: lipid droplet. Bases 101 to 1054 code for a protein of 317 amino acids.